AACGUCACAUAGAAGGCGGAGCUUUUCAUUACAGGCAGAAGCGUAGACGAAUGAAAACGCGAGCUCGAUGAUGGUUAUUAUGAUUGACAGCCGUGUCAACCAAUCAGUGCCCAGUGUGAAGCGUCCGGUAUCCGUCGAUGCUGAGGCAAACGGAGAGAAGGAGGGAGGGGUUGGGGGUCAAAGAUACGCAGAGAAACGGGCUGCUGGUGGUGAAGAUGGCGGAUGGGGACAGUGGUAGUGAGCGCGGCGGUAGCAGCGGCGGCGGGGGCGGCGGCGGAGGAAGCGGCGGGUUCCAGCAUUACCAGCGGGAACCGGAGACCCAGGAGCUGGCCUCCAAGCGGCUGGACAUUCAGAACAAACGCUUCUACCUGGAUGUGAAGCAGAACGCCAAAGGCCGGUUCAUCAAGAUCGCCGAAGUCGGCGCUGGGGGCUCGAAAAGUCGCCUGACCCUCUCCAUGUCGGUUGCGGCCGAGUUCCGCGACUAUCUGGGGGAUUUUAUAGAGCACUACGCUCAACUGGGGCCUAGCACUCCGGAGCAGAUCGCUCAGUCAUCCGGCGGCGAUGACACCGGGCCUAGACGGGCCUUGAAGAGCGAGUUUCUGGUGCGCGAGAACCGCAAAUACUACCUCGACCUGAAGGAGAACCAGCGGGGCCGCUUCCUCCGGAUCCGGCAGACCGUCAACCGAGGCCCCGGCUUCGGCGUCGGGGUGGGCGGCAUCCCCGGGGCCGGCCUGCAGUCCGGGCAGACCAUCGCGCUGCCGGCCCAGGGUCUCAUAGAGUUCCGCGACGCCCUGGCCAAGCUCAUAGACGACUACGGCGGGGACGAGGAGGAGCUGGCCGGCGGCGGAGGGCCCGGCGGCUACAGCGAGCUCCCGGAGGGCACGUCGAUCAUGGUGGACUCCAAGCGCUUCUUCUUCGACGUGGGCUCCAACAAGUACGGCGUGUUCCUGCGGGUGAGCGAGGUCAAGCCCAGCUACAGAAACUCUAUCACCAUCCCCUUCAAGGCGUGGAGCAAGUUCGGCGGAGCGUUCAGCCGCUACGCCGAGGAGAUGAAGGAGAUCCAGGAGCGGCACCGGGACAAGAUGUACGAGCGGCGGACCGGGGACGAGUCCGAGGGGGACGACGUGGACGACGAUUGACGCGGAGCGGCUGAAGGUGUUUGUUUUAGUGAUCGAAGCUGAUUCAGAGGCUGCAAACAAACAGGAGGAUUUUUGUGCAUGACGAAGAGAACCGUAAAAAUGCUAAAUCAACGGAGUAAAACAACAACAACAAAAGUAUAUUUGACUGAGAAAUUCCUGUUUAUGUAAGAGAAUCCUGUUUAAAGUUUAGGUGGAUGUUGUAGGUAACUUGAGUGCAGACUGCAGCAGUCAGCCUCUGUAUGAGAUCCCCUCUGAUAAAAGUAAAUAUUUAAUAUAUCUAGUUAUAUAAACUUAUAUUUAGAUUGUCCAUAACCUCACGUAGCCCCGGAAAGUUAAAGGUACUCAUUGCAAACAUCAUGAUAAUAAAAGGUGCAAUUUGAGAGUUCACCAUAUGCAAUUCAAAAACGCGGGUCCGCACUCAAUGUAAACAACGCAUUUUUUGAGUUUUUUUUGCAUCUAAUUGUGGGUUAAUUUUGCUUAAGUUUUUAUUUAAAGAGGAAAAAAGUGGAUUUUAAUUUUUGCGUUAAUGCAAUGAGUACCUUUAAGUUUGGCAGCCGUAGUGCUCCUGUGUGAUACCGCUCAGCGCUGACCUGUACCGUGUGUGACGACGACGAGUGUGUGACGACGACGAGUGUGUGACGACGACGACGAGUGUGUGACGACGAGGAGUGUGUGACGACGACGAGUGUGUGACGUACUCCAACCAGCAGCUGCAGAGAGUGGAUGUGUGAGGAAGAACGCUGGCAUCGUUUGUGUUUUUGUCUAAAGUGAUCUGUAACAAACGGCUCGUCCAGGCGGACCCUCGGACUCACGGUCUCAUCUACGUUAGGUGGGUGGGGGGGCAUCCUCCUCCCGGCCCGGCGGGGUCCGAGGUUAUCUGUCACAAGCACACGACUCGUUUGGAUUCGCUGCACGAUCCAAAUCAGUCCAAACGACCCUCCUGAGCGUCCCCCCCCCCCCCCCCCAGGGUGAGACCUGCUCACGUGUGGCUUCGUUGUGUCUCAGGGCUGGGAGAAAAAUAAUCCCAUCUACAUUCUGGGGACUUCUCAGCGUUCUUCUACCCCGUGCCUCUCCUUCCUCCGGCUGCUCCAGUUGCUGCAGCCGAGUGUCGUCCGUGGCAACUGAUGUCGUCUCCUGAGACACACGGGGGGGCCGCGUUUGACCCGCGUGACCUUCCUGUCGAGAAGGGGUUCGCAGCGAGGCGUAGACCCCCCCUAUCGCACUGGUCACAACUUUCAAAGAAACGUUAAAGCUAAAUAUUGCCGGGCUUGAGCUCAAACCUCAAGGAUUUCCUUGCUGACUUGUUUAGGGUGCAUCAUUUGGAUCCUUGAAUCUUGAACUUACGACUGAAGCAACGUUCAGUCUGAUUGUAACAAAUCAAAUAAAAAUAGGUGCUUCUGGGAAAGAAAAACCCACAAUGGGGUGUUGUAUCUAAAAGAUAUCUAUAUAAAUAUAUGUAUAUGUAUACUGGAAGAGAUUUACUAACUAAAAAAAAUCAAAUAGAUAGAAAUAUUUUUAAAAAGAAAUAUAUAUGUCUUUAAUACGAGACAUUUAUUAGAUAAUGCCGCCUAAAGUGGCUUAUUUAAAAACACUAAACUUGGAUGCAACUGUCCAGGGUGAUAUUUCAUACCUGCUUUUUUCCUAAUAUUUUUUUAAUUCUUCGAGGAAAUCAAAAGAAGAGUACAACAAAUUGAUCACGCGGUAUAUCUUACAGCAAUUUCUCGAGGCAACUUCAUGGAAGUCGGCAAAAAAAAUAAAAAUAACACUCAGCACUCCUGGUCACUUUAGAGCUUCAGGUUGUCUCCUUGUUUCAGUCCACCACGCCUUUUUAAACCACGUUAACCGCGCUUUCCAUCAGUUGCCAUAACGACGCAAACGUUAACUCAGCAUCGCAGUUUUAAUGCUCCUUUAAAAAAAACAAACAAGUCAUUUCUGCAUGCGUGCUCUGCCGCAGAGCUGUUCUUUUUCUUUCUGCAUAUUCUGAUUGCUGUAUGAUGGUAUUUAUCCAUUUUCUUUUUAGAGUGGUUUCAAGUUUGAUUUCUGUGUUGCAAUAGACAAAAGAAAGUUUACCUCUCAGCCUAAUAAUGAUAAUAAUAAGAGUUAGCCACAGCGUUACCAUGUUUUCGAGGGAAAAAGUCACAUUUCAUCGUCCGCCUUCCCUUCAGUGUAAACCUGUCGUUGGAUUUUACUUUACCCACUUCAACGCAGCAGAGUAACGCCAUAUGAAAAAAACAAAAAAACCUGGGAGCAAUAGUUUUUUUUUUUUCUAUUGAUAUGAAUAUAUAUAAAUAUAUGACGACACAUGAGAUUGAACUACAUCCUCCUUCUUGUACUGUGUUACGUGAAAUGGCAGCUGUUUCAGUCGUGUGUUCUGCUGUAAUAUUCUACCAAGAUCCUUUCAACGAGAAAUAAAAAAAAAAGUUUUUGCUCACGA
Austrofundulus limnaeus is the source of this 3573-nucleotide messenger RNA. Its product is annotated as transcriptional activator protein Pur-beta. The coding region runs from base 138 to 1139 and encodes 333 amino acids. The record is from RefSeq and is a predicted model, not a curated record. The transcript has a single exon. Gene Ontology annotation, molecular function: RNA polymerase II transcription regulatory region sequence-specific DNA binding; DNA-binding transcription factor activity, RNA polymerase II-specific; purine-rich negative regulatory element binding. Gene Ontology annotation, biological process: regulation of transcription by RNA polymerase II. NCBI's taxonomy places the organism in Eukaryota, Metazoa, Chordata, Actinopteri, Cyprinodontiformes, Rivulidae. Gene Ontology annotation, cellular component: nucleus.